AUGGACGAUUUAAAAGCAAUUCGACAAAUUAAAGAUAUGGUGGUGGGUGGUACUGACACGACCUCCAAUACAAUUGAGUUCGCCAUGGCUGAGAUGAUGAACAAGCCAGAAGUGAUGAGAAAAGUGCAAAAAGAACUGGAGACUGUAGUUGGCAAAGAUAACAUAGUGGAAGAAUCUCAUACUUGUAACUUACCUUACUUACAUGCUGUGAUGAAAGAGGUUUUGCGUCUACAUCCAGCCCUCCCACUCCUGGUGCCUCACUGCCCCUGUGAGACCUGCAUUGUUGGAGGCUAUACAAUUCCAAAAGGUGCUCGAGUUUUCGUCAAUGUCUGGGCAGUACACAGGGAUCCUGCGAUAUGGCAAAACCCGUUGGAGUUUCGUCCUGAGAGGUUUUUGGAUGGUAAAUGGGAUUACAGUGGAAAUGACUUCAAUUAUUUCCCAUUUGGGUCUGGGAGAAGAAUUUGUGCGGGGACUGCAAUGGCUGAGAGGAUGUUCUUGUUUUCACUUGCUUCACUUGUUCAUUCUUUUGAUUGGAAACUGCCCGAAGGCGAUAAAUUAGACUUAUCGGAGAAAUUUGGGAUAGUCUUGAAGAAAAGGGUACCUCUCGUUGCGAUUCCAACGCCACGGUUAUCUAAUUCUGGACUAUACGAGUAG
Molecule: messenger RNA, 654 nt
Organism: Ilex paraguariensis (yerba mate)
Lineage: Eukaryota; Viridiplantae; Streptophyta; Magnoliopsida; Aquifoliales; Aquifoliaceae
Source: the annotation of a GenBank genome assembly